GGUGCGAAGUUCGUAUCUACUAGCCCUUUAAAGUCGACGCCUGCCGCCGUGGGCUCUCAUUGCAAACUUGAGACAUGGAGGCCGCAGUGUGGCAUGCCAAUUUCUUCCUGAUCGUGCUCCUUUUCUGUCCGUUAAGAGAUGGACAAGCCAUGAAGGACCCUUGCCAAGAAGAAGCGAUCAAUAAGUGUUUGGAAAACAAAGUGAAGCGCGUUUUUGGCGCCAUUUUGACAUCAGAUCUUCACGAGGCUUACAAGGUCACCUGCACUGGGAAGAAGACACAAUGCACCGAGUUGCACGCUGGCCCAGACUGCCCCGCUGUCAAGAAGUUGGAUCUACAGGCUGGAGAUGCACUCCUGACUUCAGCAUUGAACGCCCUCUGCCAGAACCGGGGAAUAAUCCUGAAGAAGCUGGUGAAGUGUUGGGACAUGGAGGCGUUCGCCACCUGUAUGGGCCGAGUCCAACUGCCCGAUAUGAAUGGUCGUGACUCCACGCGAAAGAGUUUGGAGUUACUGAAGAUUGAAGUACCCAAUUGUCUCGCCGAUUCCAAGCAAAGUGGCGCGGAGUGCACAAAAGCCGACUUCAAGCAAGUGCGACAGUCCAUCGAUGAUUUCCUGGAAGACGUAGCACAAGCGGACAACGAUGACAGCAACAGUAGCGCGGCCACGCAAGCCGGCACGAGUGUGGCUGCCUUGCUGUCUGUUUCGCUGGCUCUGGCUUUCACCGCAUAGAUCUAUAGCCGAUGCCGUAAAACGAGGUCUGUGUGGAGAACGCCAGAAAGCAUAAAAGUUACGCG
This is a messenger RNA of Rhipicephalus sanguineus (brown dog tick), 793 nucleotides long. RefSeq lists its product as uncharacterized. The record is from RefSeq and is a predicted model, not a curated record. Lineage: Eukaryota; Metazoa; Arthropoda; Arachnida; Ixodida; Ixodidae. Bases 75 to 728 code for a protein of 217 amino acids. The transcript has 5 exons.